AUGGCGUCGAGGUUACACGUCUCGACGCUAUGGAUCACGGCGUCGAGGUCCCUGGCUGCGCCAGCGUGGCUUCUGACGUGGCAGAGACCUCGACGCCGUAGAUCAUGGCGUCGAGCUCGACGCCAUAGAUCACGGCGUCGAGCUCUCUCCAACCUGGACCAGAACAUUGCCGUCAUCGUGCAGACCGUGUACUGCUUCAGGGCGGCUGACGACGGCGGCGCCGGCAGAAGCAGCGCCUGCGACGUGCUGAGGGAGUCGCUGGCGAAGGUGCUCGUCCACUACUACCCGCUCGCUGGGCGGCUGGCGAUCUCAGACGAUGGGAAGCUGGUCGUGGACUGCACGGGCGACGGCGCCGUGUUCGUGGAGGCCGAGGCGGACUGCGCCAUGGCGGACAUCGGUGACGUCACCGACCCCGACCCCUCCGUCCUCGGCAGGCUCGUGUACAGCGUCCCCGGCGCCAAGAACAUACUCGAGAUGCCGCUGCUUGCAGCCCAGGUGACCAAGUUCAAGUGUGGCGGCUUCGUGCUGGGGCUGGCCAUCAACCACUGCAUGUUCGACGGCGUCGGCGCCAUGCAGUUCGUCAACUCGUGGGGCGAGACGGCGCGCGGCCUCCCGCUGUCGCUCCCGCCGGCCCUCGACCGCGCCGUCCUCCGUGCGCGCGACCCGCCGCAGGUCGACUUCCCGCACCACGAGUUCACGCAGAUCACCGACGACGACGCCGACGACGGGGAGGACGAGGAGGACUCGGAGUCCCCGCUCCUGCACCGCUCGUUCCGGUUCACGCCGGCGUCCAUCGCGCGCCUCAAGGCGGCGGUGGGGGUGCUGGAGGAGGGCCGCCGCGCGUGCACCACGUUCGAGGCGCUGGCCGGGUUCGUGUGGAGCGCGCGCACGCGGGCGCUGGGGAUGCGCCCGUCGCGCCGGAGCAAGCUGCUGUUCGCGGUGGACGGGCGGCCGAGGUUCUCGCCGCCGCUCCCCGCGGGGUACUUCGGCAACGCCAUCGUGCUGACCAGCGCGGCGUGCCCCGCGGGGGAGCUGGCGUCGUCGCUGCCGCGCGCCGUGCGGCUGGUUCGCGGCGCCGCGGCGGCCGUGACGGACGUCUACAUGCGGUCCGCGGUGGACUACUUCGAGGCGACGCGCGCGGGGCCGUCGCUGGCGUCGACACUGCUCAUCACGGCAUGUAGAACUGGAUGA
This is a messenger RNA of Sorghum bicolor (sorghum), 1191 nucleotides long. Its product is annotated as omega-hydroxypalmitate O-feruloyl transferase. Gene Ontology annotation, molecular function: acyltransferase activity, transferring groups other than amino-acyl groups. Lineage: Eukaryota; Viridiplantae; Streptophyta; Magnoliopsida; Poales; Poaceae. The record is from RefSeq and is a predicted model, not a curated record. The coding region runs from base 1 to 1191 and encodes 396 amino acids. The transcript has 2 exons.